Messenger RNA from Trichophyton rubrum CBS 118892, 3703 nucleotides. RefSeq lists its product as uncharacterized. Gene Ontology annotation, biological process: regulation of DNA-templated transcription. The transcript has a single exon. The record is from RefSeq and is a predicted model, not a curated record. Gene Ontology annotation, molecular function: zinc ion binding; DNA-binding transcription factor activity, RNA polymerase II-specific. NCBI's taxonomy places the organism in Eukaryota, Fungi, Ascomycota, Eurotiomycetes, Onygenales, Arthrodermataceae. Bases 1635 to 2540 code for a protein of 301 amino acids.
UAUUGUCGCUACAGACAGCUAACUGCGCCCUCUGCUCUAUUUAUACAGCUCGCUUGCUCGUUGCCGGCUAUCCUGCCUACUAGAAAUUUCCACUUUCUCACCGGCACUUCCAUCAGCCAGCAGGAUAUACCUCCAUCGCCCUCUCUCUGCGACCAGAUCUGCCUCCCUGACCGGAUUAUACACUCGAUUCCCUACCUCCUGACAUAUCCUCUCUCAUCUGUUUGCCCCGGAACUUGUAUGGGAACUGCAUCACCAAAGAGUCGGUCUCACCCUACCAAGGCCUCUUCGUCGCAUUCGCCUACCUGCACCAUCAACAACGCCAUCACCCAGCAGUCCGAGGCAAUAAUCCAUCGGAUAUGCCUCAGGAACCGCGGGUGAGAAUGCAUCCAUCAGCUCAUGUCUGUGAAGUGUCAGGAUCUGGCGGCCCGGUCUCCGAGAGCCAGGCAUACUUUGACGAGCAGCCCCAGGCUGACCGUCCGGCCAAAAAUGAGUCUCCUUCAAACCCGUCUCCAAAGCAUGUGGCCUUCGAGCUGCUGCUCGACGAGUCCUCGAAGAUGCGGGCUCGCAUUCCAAUGAGGGUCCAGAUCUAUCCCCAUGACACUACCGACUCCAUCGUCACUACGGUCAAAAAUUUCUAUGGGAUCUACGAAGGCACCGCCAGCGGCGUUAGCUUUGAGGACCAGGAUGGCAACACACUCAUUGCCAGGUACGAGAACCUCAAGAACAGCAUGACUGUCUAUGUCCGAGUGAUACCGAACCAUCAUUACCCCGAACAACACUCACCGCCGUCAUACUAUGCCAUCUCCCCGAUGGACAACUACUCCCGGCCUACCCUUGGCGAACCAUUCUCUAUGCCACCUCCCCAGGGCAACCAGGCUAUCAACUAUGGCCAAUCCGUCUCCCGUCCUACUUCGCGCGCUGCUGCUGGAAAGCGAAGUGUCUCUCCUCCUGCCCGAGGUCGCCGAAGCGCCUCGAGGCAGAAGUCAUCUCGAGGAGGUGUCAAGAGCCGUGGCUCAAGCACCCAUGGAAGCUUCCAUGAUGACGCACAUAUGCCUUGCAGUGACAGUGAUGGAGGCCAUAGCUCAGUAAACGGCUCAAGAAGGCCCAAGAGUGAGCACUUUGGUAGUGCUGAUAUCAGCAUGGAAAACAUCCUCCAAGAUGGCAGAAGGAAGCGCCCGAAGUUCGAGAGCUCCGUAAGUAUCAAGCUCUGCAGACAUUAACCCACCUGUUUCCAUAUCUAAUCUCGAUAUUAAUGUAUUUUAUCCCAGGAACUUCCCUUGUUUGCUCCUCCACAAGUGCCUCGCACAACUUCGGCAUCCUCCAUUUCUCCCCAGCGACGCUCCCUUGCGCCCGAUGCCUCGCCAUUCGCAAGACCCAACCAGAACGCCUUCAGCGGCUAUCAGGCGCUUUCCUCCCCCCAGGGCUUUGGCAACCACGAGAAACUGCAUUCUCUUCAGAAUGGAAGCGGGAGUAACCCAUAUGCGACUCCCACUGUACCACAUCAUGGCCACAGGCUACGGAAUCGAGCCAACUCCAACUCGGCGGUACACUAUGCUACCCCAGUGAAUGGCCAUGGCAUCUUGCCUACUCCUGAUCCAACCAUUGCUAGUUGCAUCUCGGACGAGGACGUUGCCAUGCAGCUCAUCAGGCUCGGAGACACCUCCAACUUCUCCCACGGCCGUAACUCCACUUCCACUGUUGACGAUGCGUUCAGUGGUAUCGCCGACGCCGCCUCUUCUACCGGCGCAACCACGGACAUAUCUGAUGUCAGUGGUGAUGAGACGGACCUGCCAACCAAGAUUAGAGAGCGUCGUGCAUCAAGUGGCUCCCUCCCAGCCUUGUCCAAGAAACACAAGACAUUGGACGAGAUCCUUCCUAGCUGUGAAAGCAGCGAUCCAGCUAGUGAUGAUAUCGAUGGUGAAUACCAAAAUCUCGCCUCUCAAGAUAACAUCAAGAGCGAAUAUGAUGAUGACCCAUCGUAUGAGGCACAGUCUUCUCGAACCAAGCGUGCAAGGAAAUCAGCCAGCGCAGCAACCACUGCUGCAACCUCAGCCAAGGGCACCGGCGCCAAACAAACCUCUACGGCUAAAGGAGGACGCAAUGCAAAGAACCGCUCUGCCCCUGCGUCUCGCAAGGGUAAACAAGCCCCAACUAGCUCUGCCAAACCGGUGCCACCCCCAAUACUCCCAGCCACCGCUCAGCAGGGAGGUGUCAACUUCCACAACCAGCUAGCUGCUGAUGAGGAAGAUCUCUCCACGAAGCCACGCUGCCAGAGAUGCCGAAAGAGCAAGAAGGGCUGUGACCGUCAGCGCCCCUGCCAGAGAUGCAAGGAUGCCGGCAUCGGUAUCGAGGGAUGCAUUAGCGAGGACGAGAAUAACGGUCGCAAGGGCCGAUAUGGCCGCCACAUGGGUGUUUCUGUCAAAAAGGACCCUGCCGCCAUUGCUGCAAAGGCUCAGGAAGCACAAGACACCGCCGCCCAAACUCCUGCUUCAUCCACCACGGCAACGGUUCCGGACAAGAACAAGAAGCGAAAGCGCUGAUUGUGAAAGCCCUCAGUGGUUCAGGGAGACCUUCUACUCUCGCCGUCACACCACUGCCUUGACGUUCCCUGUUUUCGAGUAACAACCUGCAGCAUCGAAUAUUCCUUUGUGCGAGCACAUACUCUUUCAUUACCAAUGCAUGCCUCCUGCUAUUCGAGUUUCGGCUAUACCUACGACUUUUGUUCAUACCAGCAACAAACAGACAAACCAACACCCCUCCCCCGAAGCAGCUGUUAACAUCAAAUUAUCAUUAUCAUAGACUUUGAUUCCUGUUUUUCUUGUUUCUCUUUCUUUCUUCGUCAAACGGUGGCUUGCUUGUUCCUUGUACCUCUCGUCUCAAACUACCAACUGUCGAAAUCCAACAUCCUCAUCUACCUCUCUGUGUUUAUUUGCUGCAAGUAUCAUCCGGCCAUCAGCUUUUCCUUAUGCCAAUUGCGACUGUCAUUAACAUCAAAGGCGCUGCGAGUUUUGUGUGUUUCUUGUACUGCAUUUACAUCCUUUUACUUGCGCCUUCGCUCUCUACAGUCAUGUACCUACUGCGGUGUCGUUGUCUUGUUUAAUCUCGAAUUUCAAAAUUUCCUUGAUUUCCUUUAUUUCCUUCAUAUCUCUUCAUUUUUCUCUCAGUCUCAUCGAGUCUCUCUGAGUUGAUGUAGUGGGGGUUCUGGCUAAUGGCUGUAUCAGUCGCAUCUUGCCUCUGAUAUUGCCUGAAGGAAACAGCAAAAAUAUUGCUUCGGGUCUCUUGUGUUCUCUGCAGCUAUGGCUUGGGCUUCCGUAUGGUUGUCCUAUCGACCAAAAUAGUCCCUUUCUUUGUUAUUUAUUGGAUUCAAUGGACGGGUUGAAAAUAUCAAUACUGCUUCUUACAUUCUAUAUUAAGAGCGUUGAAGCCGAUCAAUAGCCGGUAACUUUUGUAAUAAUACGCAUACAAAUCUGACGCCAAUCCCAAAUAUUUGGUGUGUAUUGUAAUGAACAUACACAAGAAAAUUACGCCGAAUUAUGACUUCAAAAUUUCAUAUUUUGUCGCAAACAAGCUGAAGCUGUGCAAAAGAGCUUUUGGUUGACGCUUACCCGGCGUUUCUUAACGAAUUUUCUAAUAGGAUCAAUUCGUCUCACACGACCGCAUACUCUUACCUAUUUUUAUCUGUUUUCUAGAUAUCCCUUUCAGU